Molecule: messenger RNA, 363 nt
Organism: Penicillium alfredii
Lineage: Eukaryota; Fungi; Ascomycota; Eurotiomycetes; Eurotiales; Aspergillaceae
Product: Dabb family protein
Exons: 2
Coding region: 1-363 (120 amino acids)
Source: RefSeq, a predicted model, not a curated record
AUGACCACCCACCUCCUCCAAGUUACACACAGACUCUUCACCACCGCCAUGGCCCCCAUCGAGCGCAUCACCCUCUUCAAGAUCCCCAACGAGGCGGACCGGGACCGCGUGCUGGAGCAGUAUAAGGUGAUGGCGAAGACGGCUGUCAAGGACGGUAAACCCUACAUCCUCGCCGCGGCCGCAGGCGCCUCGUUCCCGGAUCCGCGCAACAAGGGCUACAACCUCUCGGUCAAGACGACGUUUACAUCGCUCGAGGAUAUGAAGUACUAUGACAGCGAGUGCGAGGCUCACAAGGCGCUCAAGGCGAUUGCGGGGCCGGUCAAGGAGGAUGUGUUGACGACAUACUAUGAAAGCAUUCUGUGA